AUGACGCGAUCCUCCCCAUCCAUCCCUGGUCUGACGAAAGGAGGGAUCAUCAAGGCUCUCUACAGUCUUGGUCAUGCAAACAAGGCGCUGCUAAGCCCAAUCAAGCUAAACAAGCUCGUCUCACCCGCGCUAAAACCGUCCCACAUGGAGUCCGCCGCUUCUAGGCUUCGUAUUCUGUUCCCCCUCGCGCCUCUCGAGUUCGCGCGACUUCGAACACGGCCCAUGUCCCCUCGACAGACUCGUGGCGUGAUGACCGGGUGGCGCUCAAAUGGCUUCGUUUCGGCGACGCCGGAUGACUUCUAUAAAUCCUUUAGUGCGCUCGGGGCGUUCACCGGUGACAGUGAAUAUACUUGGCGGCUGUUUGGCCUACCUCAGUUCGGAAAAAUUCCAGUCAGAUACGCUGGAUCCAAGCCUCAUUGUGAGCAAACCUCUUUGUACAUCCUGAGAUAUGGGCAGCGGAAUAAGGUGCAAUCUCCGGAGGGCUGA
Aspergillus calidoustus is the source of this 486-nucleotide messenger RNA. The record is from the annotation of a GenBank genome assembly. Lineage: Eukaryota; Fungi; Ascomycota; Eurotiomycetes; Eurotiales; Aspergillaceae.